Saprolegnia diclina VS20 is the source of this 264-nucleotide messenger RNA. RefSeq lists its product as hypothetical. The record is from RefSeq and is a predicted model, not a curated record. The coding region runs from base 1 to 264 and encodes 87 amino acids. The transcript has 2 exons. Lineage: Eukaryota; Oomycota; Saprolegniomycetes; Saprolegniales; Saprolegniaceae.
AUGUGGCUCUAUGAGGCUGCCAACCAGGCCGCCAAGGAGCGCGUCGUUCAAGUGCAGGAGAAGGCCUCCAUCAUCGUCGCGCAGGUCCAAGAUGAGGCGCAGACGCUCCUCAACUCGAUGAGCCUCCAGCAAGAGAAUCCGUCGACGAGCAUCUUUGAGAAGCUGGACGACUACAAGGCCUUUCUGGUGGUCAUUGACGUUGACGACAAGACGGAGGAAGUCGCGGCGAUCCUGAACGACACAUCUUGGACCUCCGCACGGUGA